Molecule: messenger RNA, 3178 nt
Organism: Microcebus murinus (gray mouse lemur)
Lineage: Eukaryota; Metazoa; Chordata; Mammalia; Primates; Cheirogaleidae
Gene: BCL2L13
Product: BCL2 like 13
Biological process (GO): apoptotic process; regulation of apoptotic process
Cellular component (GO): mitochondrion; membrane
Source: RefSeq, a predicted model, not a curated record
CGGCGUGACGGAGGCACGCCGAGGGUGACCUCACCCUCCACCAUGGCGGCGGCGGUAGAUUAGGGCUGCCAGUCGAAGCAGCCACCGCCGCUGGGGGACCCGGUUGGAAGCAACUGCCGCCGCCGCCGCCUCUUUCAUCUCUUCUGGGGCAGGGGCCAGGGCCAGGUUUUAUUACACAUCUGUAAGUAGACUUCUUUGGAGCUCUGCCAGUAAAUUCAAUGGCGUCCUCUACUACUGUGCCUCUAGGAUUUCACUAUGAAACAAAGUAUGUUGUCCUCAGCUACUUGGGACUCCUCUCUCAGGAGAAGCUGCAAGAGCAACAUCACUCCUCACUCCAAGGGGUUCAACUAGAUGUAGCUUCCCAAUCUCUGGAUCAAGAAGUUUUAGUAAAAGUUAAAACUGAAAUUGAAGAAGAGCUAAAAUCCCUGGACAAAGAAAUUUCUGAAGCCUUCACCAGCACAGGCUUUGACCGUCACACAUCUCCAGUGUUCAGCCCUGCUAACCCAGAAAGCUCAAUAGAAGACUGCUUGGCCCAUCUUGGAGAAAAAGUGUCUCAGGAACUUAAAGAGCCUCUGCAUAAAGCAUUGCAAAUGCUCCUCAGCCAGCCAGUGACAUAUCAGGCAUUUCGGGAAUGCACAUUGGAGACCACAGUUCAUGCCAGCGGCUGGAAUAAGAUUUUGGUGCCUCUGGUUUUGCUACGACAAAUGCUUUUGGAGUUGGCAAGAUAUGGUCAAGAGCCUUUGAGUGCACUGCUGCAAUUUGGUGUGACAUAUCUGGAGGACUACGCGGCAGAGUACAUCAUUCAGCAAGGCGGCUGGGGCACUGUCUUUAAUCUGGAGUCCGAGGAGGAGGAGUACCCUGGAGGCAUCGCAGAGGAUAGCAAUGACAUUUAUAUCCUGCCCAGUGACAACUCUGGACAAGUCAGUCCUCCAGAGUCUCCGACUGUGACCACCUCCUGGCAGUCAGAGAGCCUGCCUGUGUCGCUGUCGGCGAGCCAGAGUUGGCACACAGAGAGCCUGCCUGUGUCUCUAGGUCCCGAAUCCUGGCAGCAGAUUGCAAUGGAUCCUGAAGAAGUGAAGAGCUUAGAUAGCAACGGCGCUGGAGAGAAGAGUGAGAACAACUCUUCCAAUUCUGACAUCGUGCACGUGGAGAAGGAAGAAGUUCCCGAGGGCAUGGAAGAGGCUGCUGUGGCUUCUGCGGCCCUGCCUGCCGGGGAGCUGCAGGGGGCGUUCCCCGAAGGCCCAGCACCCCUGCUUCCACAUCUCACUGCCACGUCCCUGCUGGAGACAGGAGAACCCGACGCAGAAGUGAUUGCAGUUGAGAAAGCCGGCCCUGCUACAUCUUUGUUUGUGGAACUUGCUGAAGAAGAGGUGAAAGCAGCAGCAGCUGAGCCUGCUGACGAGGAGGCGGCCCCUGCGCUGGAAGCUGAGGAGACGCAGGGCGAGGAGACAGCUGGAGCGAGAGAGGGGCUCACCGAGGAGCCCCCCCCUGCUGGGAAAGCAAUGGCCACGCCCUUGUCGGGGGGCAGGUCUACACUGCUGUUCGGAGGGGCCGCCGCCGUCGUUGCCCUGGCAGUGGCAGUCGGGGUGGCACUGGCUCUGAGGAAGAAAUAGCAGAUUGUUUUCAGAAGAGGAAGAAGACAAAAGAAUCUGAGAUUUUAAUUAUAUUGGCUGGAAAUUGAACCGGUAGCAGCUGAUGGGACAUUUGUGGAACACUCUGGGAUAACUGGGGACUUCUCAACAAGGCAGUGGCUUGAUCUCACAUUAGGGCUUGAGGUAGAGGGCUUUCGUGGCUGUCUGGAUUCCAAGGGCCUUGGCUCAUGCUAGAUUUGCAGUCUCAUAAGUAAAGUGCUCCCUCCAGAACAGGGUUUCUCAGCCUCGCACUGUUGACACUUCCAUCAUUCUUUGUUGUAGGAGGCUGUCCUGGGUAUUGUAGGAUGCUCAGCGACAUCCCUGGCCUCUACCCACCCCACUCCCAGUGAUGACAACCAGAAAUGUCUCCAGACAUUGCCAAAUGUCCCCUGCGACAAAAUCAUCCUGUUGAGGGCCACUGCUUUUGAGGGGGAGGGUUAAUCUAGGAAAAUUGGGGAUAGAAAUUCCCAGGCAAGGGGGCUUAGCUGUGGGCCCCUCGGCUACUGACUUGCUGGCUCUUUCCCUGACACUUCAUCUUCCUGCCGAACAGGCUGUGCUGCAGCCACCCCCAUCCCAGAGUGCGAGGGUGCUCUCCCCGCACGCCUCGGCUGCCUCUCAGGGACUGCACUGUCCUCUUCUCCCCGGGUUCCUGCUAAGAUCCCCCAGGAGAGGGCUUGCUCUUACUUCUGCUCAGACCCAUCAAGUCCCUGAAGCUCCCUGCAGCUCCACCUUGUAAAGAUGCUGCCUUUAGGAAUCUUUAAAAAAAUACAUAUAACAUAAAAGAGACAGGUCCCCUACCUGUGAGUGCAAUUUCAAGUAACUCUGGUAGAGAGGCGUUUGUCUCAUUUAGAGGCAGGAUGGCCUAGAUGGCCUCCUGAGGGCUCUUCCAGCCCUUUCUGUCAGCACUCGCCCCCCUUAGCCACGGUUACUGCCAGCAGCAUCUCUGUUCCUGAAUGGUCACUGUCUAACUCUGGGCUAGGGAAAUUUUUCCAAUAUCUGACUUCAGUCUUACUACUGACCAGUUCUGUGGGUCUCCUGCCACAAGGUAAAAAUUUUCAUGCUUGGGCUUACAGAACCAGUUGGAUAAUAACUCUUAUUAAAUGUAGAAAGUCUUCUAAAUAUCACUGAAAAAAGAACAGGCUACCCUUGAGUUUCUAGUUUGGCUUUCAGAGUUCAAGAAUGGAGGCAUCUUUGCCUAAACUCUUCACAGCCCAAAUGCCUGAGUAAUAAACCGAAAUGAUCCUAAUCAGUAUAUGCUAGCUGAGGAUCAGCAUAAUUUUCUUUCAUCUGGCUGAUCGCAUUUCUAAAGAAGGGAUGGAACUGAGUCAUUCCAUGCCUGAGGGUCACAGCGGCACAGUGCAGGGUACACAUGCUUGAUAAAAAAAAGUCAUCUCAGAUUUAUCUUAGUAAAUGUAACAAAUUACUUUUUAGAUCCUGAAGUUUAUAAUAAAAGUACCUUACCUACCCUGAUCACUAAAACCUGAUGUUUUAAACGUGCUUUUCUUUUGAAAUUUAUUUUUUAAAAUAAAGUCUUCUUCCUAAAGCAA